Messenger RNA from Histoplasma mississippiense, 345 nucleotides. RefSeq lists its product with no specific name. The coding region runs from base 1 to 345 and encodes 114 amino acids. The record is from RefSeq and is a predicted model, not a curated record. Lineage: Eukaryota; Fungi; Ascomycota; Eurotiomycetes; Onygenales; Ajellomycetaceae. The transcript has 4 exons.
AUGGCUACAGGUGCCAGCGGGAUCCCCAGUGUCAUGCGCGCUGGUAGACGCGUUGGCGGUGCUGGGACGGGGGGAGUGGAGGAUUAUGAGUGCGCGCUGGUAGACGCGUUGGCGGUGCUAGGACGGGGGGAGUAUGGAUGGCGCGACGCGGAGAGCUACCCACCAAUAUUGUCACGGAUCAUCAAGGUGGCACGGUUAUGCCACACGGUGCUCAACGACCAGGUCAACUAUCCAACAGGCCGUAGUGGAUAUGAAAUACAACAUAUCCAAAUCAAAAGCGAUAAUUCCGCCGGGAAGGGGUUACAUUGUGGUGUCAAAGUCAAUGAGUUGAGGUGCGAUGUUUGA